GGGAUAUAAGUCCCACCGUUUUAUUUUGCACUCAGUCCUCGCUAUAAUGUCCUGGACCAACUUGGCACCCUGGCGAACGCAGGACCAGACUGAGGACGAAAAGCCAACGCCCAGCCAAUCGUACAACCAGGAAAACGCGCCGUGCCGGUCAAUGCGACAGUCGUCGUCUUCAAACGUUAAUGAACCCAACAAAAUACUCCUGGCUAUUUAUUCCUGUGGCCGACUACUCUACAAAACUGCAUCCGCAGUUCUGCCAUCUUUCAUCUUUUUCGGAAGCACACCGGAGCAGCAGCGGGACGAGCCAUUGCAGCUGCAACACGAUGAACAAAUAGUGGAGCAGUGUGUUGCCGAUAAAAAUGACCGCGCAUCAAUUCAUAACGAUGACCUCUCUAAGGGACGCGAAGAACUGACAGAGUCACUAAACUCUGCUUUAUCACACGAUUCUCAAAUAUUGAAGGAGCUGGAUCAGUGCGACUUUGUCUAUGAUGUCAUGGCCGGUCCGCCUGGAAAGAACCAGCUGCGCCGAUGUAUGAUGCUCAGCUUCCACGCAGAUACCGACAUUAUGUCGAAAGAGGCACAUCAGAGACUCGGGACGAGCAUCGAGCCUUAUCAAGGGGCUCCUAUCCCAGUUUUGGGACUUCAAGAUAGCAAACCAGUUGGAAUUGCAGAAGUGCAGUGGUCUUUUUGUGGGCGCAGCAAGCCUUACCGAACAGCGUUCUACGUUGUAGAAGACGUUGAAUACGAUCUUCUCAUUGGAAGACCUUCGAUGCGGCAGCACGAGCUGUAUCGAGUGGAUCCCGCUAUUGCGGAAAGGCUUCGUGAUUCGUAUCGACGUCAGUAGGCUCAAUUACUUAGUGGAGGACGGGCGGCCGGACUUAGAGCUUGUCUGGACUCCCUUCUGUCCCACACGUCAAUCCAGCUUGCCUUUAUAUACGUCGGAAGGAGUCCCCACAAAUGUUCUAUUGGUAGCCUGGGUGCAAUUUUACCUUACAGAUAGCCGGGCUCUGAAUGUCGGGCAUGUUCGGAAUCCAGGACAAAUGCUGGUUUGAUAUCGGCGUAAUGAUACUCUUCCUAUUUCGGUUGAGUAGAAUCGUAAAGACCCACAGUAUGCC
Messenger RNA from Aspergillus welwitschiae, 1112 nucleotides. RefSeq lists its product as uncharacterized. Bases 47 to 841 code for a protein of 264 amino acids. The transcript is spliced from 4 exons. Lineage: Eukaryota; Fungi; Ascomycota; Eurotiomycetes; Eurotiales; Aspergillaceae. The record is from RefSeq and is a predicted model, not a curated record.